Messenger RNA from Xiphophorus hellerii (green swordtail), 4172 nucleotides. Its product is annotated as hormonally up-regulated neu tumor-associated kinase homolog B. Gene Ontology annotation, biological process: protein phosphorylation; intracellular signal transduction. The transcript is spliced from 10 exons. NCBI's taxonomy places the organism in Eukaryota, Metazoa, Chordata, Actinopteri, Cyprinodontiformes, Poeciliidae. Gene Ontology annotation, cellular component: cytoplasm. Gene Ontology annotation, molecular function: ATP binding; protein serine/threonine kinase activity. The coding region runs from base 1627 to 3732 and encodes 701 amino acids. The record is from RefSeq and is a predicted model, not a curated record.
UCCACUUAAUCUCUGGAUGUACAUUUCGGGUUGUUGUCCUGCACUUCUCAAGCCUUGUGUCUAUUGUAGAUUUUAGGCAUUUUCCCUCAGAAUUACUACACAUUUCUCUCUAAAAAAAACAAAAAAAACUGCAAAAACUGUGACCAGCUUCCUCUUGUUUCUGAGGGUUCUCCUCCCCACAGCAUGAUGCUACCACUGCUAUGAUUUGCCAUGGGGAUGGAGUGUUUACAGUAAUGUGCCUUACUAAUUCUCUCCUUCACACAGACUUCUGAACAUUGGUUAAAAAAUUUUUUAAAAAAAAAUCAGUCUCUGUCCCAUCUAACCAAAAAAAAACAAAAAACUUGGCAUUUUUCUGAACAAAAUUUCUCACCACUUUCUUUUGACUAUGACUUUCUUGGUAUUUCUAUCAACUUUAGAAAAACUACAUAUUUUUCAUCCUUCCACUUCACAAUUAUGGACCACAUUGUGUUUGUCUUUUAAUAAAACACCCAAAACAUAAAGUGAGGUUUGUGGCUGAAUCAUGACAAAAUGUGACGAAAACGUUUAGAACGGACUGAAUGCAACUUACAGAAAAGAAAACGCCUUAGACACAAAAUGUGCCUGUGCAUGUAUACGUACAGUUUCCUGGGCAAUGGCCAGGGUCAGUGCCAGUACUUAACUACCUAACCCAAACUACGACCUGGUUGCCAUAGUAAUGUCCUAGCUCCCCCGUGGGGGUUUGUUUGUCUUAAUUCCUGUUGGUGUAAGAAAUGUUUGUGAACGCUGAAGAAAAAAAAAAACAUCACUAAGAUUCUUUCUAGUUUCAUGUUGAGUUGCAGUUACAAACACAAUUCCAUAAUCAUAUAAAAUAAAAAUAUAAAACAUGCAUGAAACACAUUGUCAUUAAAAUGAUUCCAAUUGGAAUGUUUGUGUUCAGGUUACGUGUUCCUAAACAAAUAUUCUGGCCUUGUUGAAGCAGUUUGAACAGAUUUAAAAAUUUAUUGCACAUUUAGAAGGAUAUUUCUAAAUGUUCAGCCUUUUUAUGCCAAAAUAAAAAAGUGUCUCAUUCUUAAAGACCAGCGCUAUUUGUGACAUGAUGUCACUGUGAAAUAUUAACGUUCAUCUGGUAACAGUCGUCACAUAGUAGAAGAACCACAAAGAAAUAUCCAGUAGAUAUUGCACUUAACUAUUGGUCUACAGUAAAAGGUGAAAUAAUUUAACAUCAAGUGCCAACUUUGCAUUAAAAUGUCAUUAUUCACCAAAUGAUACUUCAUGACAUCAGUCAUAGACAUUCAUAAAGACUCCUUCAUGUUCAUGACAGGUGUUAUGUCAUGUGUAUGAUGGUGUAAUGUGAGUCUUAUGCACACCUCUUCAAAUAAAGUGUUAUCAAUUUUUUUUAAAUCAAGUUCCCUACAAUUUUUCGUUUGGUUUUUUGUUUAAAUUUCUGAGGCCUUUGGAUAUCAAAAUGUAAUCUUUGUUGCAUCUUAGAAACAUUUGUUUCUGACAUUAACAAAAACAGCUCCUUUAAAUCUGAACAGUAACAACAAGUCGCAUGUUCUGCUUCGCAACAUAAACUGUGCCUUCGCUCACUUUUUUUGGCUCACUUUUCACCCAAUAACUCAUACAAACGUUGAAAGAUAAGGGACUAUGAAUGCAGUUGUGUUGAAAGUCUUGUCUAAUUGUUUGCCAUCAUGUGUGCAGGUGGCCGUUAAGGUGAUAGACAAGAAGAAAGCACGCCAAGACUCCUACGUGCUGAAAAACAUGAAACGGGAACCUCGAAUCCAUCAAAUGGUCCGGCACCCUCACAUUGUGGUUCUUCUGGAGACCCUGGAGACGGAGAACAGUUACUACAUGGCCAUGGAGCUGUGUGCGGGAGGAGACCUGAUGGACAGGAUCUGCGACCGGAGGAGGCUGGGAGAGAGGGAGGUGCGGCGCUACACCCGGCAGAUCCUCUCCGCGGUGGAGCACCUGCACAAACAUGGCAUUGUGCACAGAGAUUUAAAGAUUGAAAACUUCCUCCUGGACGAGCAUAACAACAUAAAAAUUGUAGACUUUGGCCUGAGCAACACUCUGAAGCCGGACUCUUUAUCCCUGGAGCUCCUCAACACGCAGUGCGGAAGUCCUGCCUACGCCGCGCCUGAGCUGCUGGCUCACAAGAAGUACGGCUCCAAAGUGGACGUCUGGUCCAUAGGCGUGAGCAUGUUUGCCAUGCUAACGGGAACCCUGCCCUUCACCGUCGAGCCUUUCAACAUCAAGCAGUUGCACCAUAAGAUGGUCAAUAAGGACAUUAGCGACAUCCCUGGUGACAUCAGCAAAGACGCCGUGUCAUUCAUGAUGCUUCUCCUGGAGCCAGACCCAGAUAAGAGACCCAGCGUCAGAGAUGCGAUGGAAGAGCGAUGGGUCAGCGAGGGAUACGCCAAGAAACCGCUACACACACUCUCACAUAAAAACAGGUUGUGUCCGGAAGACCUUAACUCAUCUGUGCUGGCUCACAUGACGGAGGCACUGGGUUAUUCCCUCUCUGAAGUCAUCAACACGGUCACCAGCAACAGACCCUCCGCCGUCAUGGCCUCCUAUCACCUACUGCUCAACAAGUUCAACCGGAGCCACAAGGGGGCCAAGGCUAGCAAGAAGCUCGAGAACAACGACUGGACUCCUCCGAGCAAAACGACAUGGAGAAACCGAAGCAACACUGAAACGAAGACUCAGCAACAGAACUCACCAAAGACGGAGAAAAGCUUGAAGCAGUUCAACAAGUCGCCGAAGGUCCAGCAGACGAGCAGAAGUCAGAACAGGAGGAAGACCACAGAUUUGCACAGGAAGGGCCACUGUGAGGAUGACGAGAACUGUCCGCCCUCUCACGCUCUGCCCCACCUCCCAGGCUCUGCUUCGCCCUCUGACCCUCCCUCCCCCGAACCUCUGUCCGCAGAAGACGGGACGACUGAUGAGGAGGUGACCAUUUCUAUCAACACCAGGGAUGCGUUGUUUCCUGAAGUGUCGGUGUUUGGAGACAAGGAACUCGUCCAUGCUUCCCCUCCGAAGAGCUCAACAUCGCAGCUCUGUGACUCCGCUCCCUGCCAUGUCCCCUUACCGGCAGAGCCAACCGGAGACGGCGUCGCGUCCCGACCGAUCCGACACUCCCACCCGCUCAGGACAACGCAGUCGGACGGCGCGGCGGACCCAGGGUCGGACCGCUUCCGGGACAAGUACCACCAGGACAACUCUCACCGCCUUAGCGUCAACGAGAGGCUGGAGAAGCUGCAGGCGUUUUACUCCGCCGAGAAAAACGCCGUCUCUGCCGGGAUCCUCCUGGAGACCGGACCCGUACUCUCCGUGGACAGAGGGCAGCCGGGUUCCAUCCAGGCCGCACAGGCGUCCCCCUCCGCUCGCCUGCCUCGCCUGCGCAACGUCGGGCCUAAAGACGGCCGAGGGCGGAAGGUGACGUGGGCGGGCCUUAGUCGGCCUGGACCGCCUAGGCUUCUGCUGAACGGGUCGAAACCACCGGUUUUCCCUUCGCAGAGACAACACACUUUGAUCAUAAAGAGCCUCGGGCAGGAGCCGGGGAGGAGGAAAGACCUCGCCUCAGCAGGGGAAGGCGAGCCGGCGGGAGAAGGGGUUGGGGGCGACAAGAGGAACUCUGUUCAGCUGCGUUCUGAACAGCGGCGGGUGGCGGACCUGAACCUGCCGCUGCUUCCUGUGGCGCUGCAGGGGAAAGAUGUCAGGAAGAACCAGCUACACAGCAUGGACUACUGAGACUCAGUCCGGUUGGAGCGGCAGAGUCACGAAAAGUUCAAGGAAAGCUGGUGGAAGUCAAAAUAGUAGUCAAUAGGAGCACAGCCAGAGACAACUGCAAUGAACUACCAUAAAUGGCAGCUAUAGAAGUGUACAGCCUUAAAGCUAAGUUCUUGUUAUACUGUUCUUUUCAUGCCACACUCGGAGGAGCCCAUCCUAGAUAAACACCAUUCCGUUUGUUUGUCUUCAGCUGCAGUGCCAAAAAUACUUCUGCCGGAUUCAGUCUUUAAAAGACCGGGCUCGAUUUAAGUCAUGGGAAACGUCUCGAACGUUUCCAUUCCCUCUUCCCAUCAGACUGCGGUUCAGAGUUCGUUCUGACCUUUUGGUUUUCUUGCGCAGAAUCGGAAGCUAAGGAAGUAGAAGACAAAAGAAAAAUAAAGAAUGUAAAGUCACCUAAAACA